This is a messenger RNA of Phalaenopsis equestris, 979 nucleotides long. Its product is annotated as synaptotagmin-3-like. Lineage: Eukaryota; Viridiplantae; Streptophyta; Magnoliopsida; Asparagales; Orchidaceae. The annotation marks the transcript as partial. The record is from RefSeq and is a predicted model, not a curated record. Gene Ontology annotation, molecular function: lipid binding. The transcript has 4 exons. Gene Ontology annotation, cellular component: endoplasmic reticulum.
GUCAAAGCCCAUGACAAACUGGGCAUGCAAGUUGUGUCACUUAAUUCACUUACUCCUUAUGAGAUGAAGCAAUUCACUCUUGAUCUUCUCAAGAACAUGAACCCAAAUGAUUCACAUAACAAAAGAAAUAGAGGAAAAGUUGUGGUGGAAUUGACAUUCGAACCUUUUCGAGAAGAAUUUGAGAAAUUAAGCGGAUUUUUAGAUGGCGAAGCAAAGCUCAAAAGCCCAGGAAGCUCUUCUUCCCUUGGUUCAUCCGGUGGCGGUCUUCUUUCUGUAACCGUUGAAGGUGCAGAAGAUGUUGAAGGAAAGCAUCACAACAAUCCCUACGCAGCUGUUUCUUUUAGAGGAGAGCGCAAAAAAACCAAGGUAAUAAAAAAAAGUAGAGAUCCACGGUGGAAUGAAGGGUUCCAGUUCGUGUUAGAUGAACCACCAGUUAACGACAUGAUACAUAUUGAAGUUAUAAGCAAGAGGAGAGGUUUCAGCUGGCAUGCUAAGGAAUCUCUGGGCCAUGUUGAUCUUAACCUCGCAGAUGUCGUGAAUAAUGGACGCAUCAACAAUGGAUUUAAUCUCAUAAACUCUAAGAAUGGAGUUAUCCACGUUGAGCUCAGAUGGAGCACCGUUUGACCGACAGUAAGGUUCUCAUUCAGCUGCUCCGACAUACAGCCUCCGAAGAUUGAAAAAUAAGAUUUUGAAGCUGGAGCUAAAUGGUUGUGAUGAAGCUGAUGGCGAUCCUGGGUGUAAAUUUCUUCUGUGCCUUUAUGUAAAUAAUAUAUAGUUUUUGUUCUUUAGUUUCGUCUUAACAAAUUUCCCUUUCAGAUAUCUGUGAUUAUUAUGGGCAGAAGUUGUAUUGCCAGAGAUGUCAUCAUAUUGUACAUAUGAAUGUAACACCACUGUCCAGUUUUCAGGUGUAAUUAACAAAAGUUGUGAGGAUACUGGAGCAGGUUUUACAUUCACAUCACACAAUUCUUAUUUAUUUACA